Achroia grisella is the source of this 2801-nucleotide messenger RNA. RefSeq names its product protein catecholamines up (gene Catsup). NCBI's taxonomy places the organism in Eukaryota, Metazoa, Arthropoda, Insecta, Lepidoptera, Pyralidae. Gene Ontology annotation, molecular function: zinc ion transmembrane transporter activity. The coding region runs from base 55 to 1104 and encodes 349 amino acids. The transcript has a single exon. Gene Ontology annotation, biological process: intracellular zinc ion homeostasis; zinc ion transmembrane transport. Gene Ontology annotation, cellular component: membrane. The record is from RefSeq and is a predicted model, not a curated record.
UCAUCUUGAAUAGCAAUUAAAAAAUAAUUUUUAAAUUAAUUAUAUAUUUUUAAAAUGUUUCACACGAAUAAAAUAUUUUAUAAGUGUAUAGUUAUAGCUUGUUUUGUAGUUAUCAGUUUGGGACAUUCACAUUCACAUUCACAUGGUGAGGAACCGCCAGUAUUUAAAUAUUCUAAGGGUGCCAACGAACAAUACAAAACAACAAAGGAAGAAAUUAUAUCAGAAUCAAAAUACGAUAUCUACGUGAAAGCCCUAUGUUCCACACUCUUUAUCAGUGUGGUGCCCUUUUUUAUACUUUUUUUUAUUCCCAUUGAUGGAAGUAUUGAGAAACAGCCUUUACUAAAAAUUUUAUUAUCAUUUGCUUCCGGCGGUCUUCUCGGCGAUGCAUUUCUGCAUCUGAUACCGCAUGCUCUUAUCCCUAGCACAAGUGAAGGAGGGCACAGUCACUCACAUUCUCACUCACAUGAAUCAGGAGGUCAUGAACCCCAUGAUUUAUCAGUGGGGCUGGGUGUACUUGGUGGAAUUAUUACUUUUUUAGUAGUGGAAAAAGCUGUGCGUUUAUUUAGUGGAGGUCAUGGACAUUCCCAUACAACUGAGAAAAAGAAAAACGAUGACAAGUCCAAAAAAAAGAGUAAAGAUAAAAAGGAGGAAAUUAAAAUUGCUGGAUACCUGAAUCUUGCUGCAGACUUCACACACAAUUUUACAGAUGGAUUAGCCAUUGGAGCAUCAUAUAUUGCAGGGAACAGUAUUGGAUAUAUAACUACUAUAACAAUACUGUUACAUGAAAUUCCUCAUGAAAUUGGUGACUUUGCUAUAUUAGUACAAUCAGGUUGUUCACGUAAGAAGGCUAUGUUGUUGCAACUGUUAACUGCAUUUGGUGCUGUAUCAGGAACAUUUUUGUCCAUUUACCUUCAGGGUUCAAGUGAAGGACUGGUAUCAUCCCUCAUUCUACCGUUCACUGCUGGUGGCUUCAUUUAUAUUGCUACUGUGUCAGUAAUACCAGAGUUAUUGGAAAGUUCUAACAAAUUAUCACAAACUAUCAAAGAAAUCCUAGCUCUAUUAGCUGGUGUGUAUAUGAUGGUAAUUAUAGCUCAAUAUGAAUGAAAUUAAAAUAUUAAAAGAAAAAUAGCAACAUUUAAUUGUUUAUAGAUAUAAUAAUAUUAUAAGUAAAUAAUGUUUAGUAAAUUAAUUAUAUUUUAAUAUGUAGUGUUAUUUUCUUAUUUACACUGCCUAAGAAACUACUCAUAAGUAAUCUAAGAGUGCUCAAAAAUUGUAAGAAAUUUUCUAAUGAUUGGAUCCCAAAUACUAUUAUUGUUUUUUUGAAAUAUUAUUUUUUAAUUUACUGAUAACAUUUACUUUGUUCAUUGUAAUUUAAACCAUUAAAACAUCACAUUAAACAAUAUACAUAAUAUAAAAUAUUUUUAUAUUAAUUUUAUUUGUUUUCCAAAUGAUAACUAAGUACUGUAGUAUAUGUAAAAGGUUGAGUGACAUCGAUUUGCUAACAAUAUUCACAGUCACAUAUACAUCCUCGUUCCUGGCAGUUUGUGGACCAUUUUUUUUUAAUUGUUGUAUUAUUUUGAUACCUCUUUUUUUAUAUGUCACAUUUGACUAUGUUAAGAGCCCUAUUACAAUACACAUACAUUUAGGGCUUUAUUUUUAUGGCAGAAAUAAUUAACAUAUCUAUGUUUAUAUUUCACAAAAGGGCUCAUGCAAGUCAAAAGGGUAUCAAAAUAAUAGAUGUUUUCUAACUAAUACUCUACUAAUAAAAAUAGUGGACCAACUGCCAGCAACAAUCCUCAAUCCCUUAAAUCCAUCAUAAGUAAUGCAUGUGGUUAUCUACAGCAUGUAUGAUACUAGUUAUAAAAGUGAAUGAAGGAAGAAGGUUGUUCAUACUAUCAUGGUAAAUUCUCCAGGAAUUUAUUACAAUUGUUUCCAUUCCCCAUGUAAUGUGGGUCCACAUGGAGGUCAAUCUAACAUAGUACAUUGCUAGCAAUGGGAUUGUUAGUCCACAUUACGUUUGACUUAUAUCCUUGGAGUAGGAUCCCAUCAGAAUACACAAUACACACUGCAACUAAGCAUGUAAUAGACGAGUAUGACGGUGGUCUAUCAGUUCAGUAUAUCAAGUUACUUCCGAUGGUCGCGGGUUCGAUUCCACGUACGGUGCAAAUAUUUGUAUUCAUAAGUAUGGUUGUUUGUAUUGGUCUAGGUGUUUUCUAUGUAUAUUAUGUACUAGCUGUUCCCGCGACUUCAUCCGCGUAGAAUUUAACUUUAUUUUUCUAAAAUCAGCUACCUCCCAAGAAAAGACCCGUCAAAAUCAGUCCAACCAUUUCAGAAAUUAGCCGGAACAAACCAUGAUGUAUGUACCUUAUUCAUAUUUAUAUGCAUGUAGUUAAAAAUAGUUAUUUCAAUAUUACAGACUUGGAGGGUCUAUUUAUGAUGGUUUCAUUUAUAUGUAGAUUUACAAAAAAAAUUAAGUCUUUAUAUCACUUGUCGAGUACCCGUAACAUGAGCUCUGCUUAGCUUGGGAAUUGACAAAGCUGUUAAUUGUCCAGGGCUAUUAAAGCAAAUAACUACAAAAUUAUGGAAUACUCACAUCAUUUCAUAACUUUCAGCACUAAUAUAAAUAUAAUAGAUAAAUAACUAAACAGUGAGUGUGUAAACUGUUAGAAUAGCACAUUUGAUCUAUAUUCUCUUAAAAUAAGUAGUUUCGAAAUUAAGUUUCUAAUUAUAAAUAUCUAAUAACUUCUGUCAUUUAUUUGUUCAAGCUAUAUCAUAUAAGGGUAACUAUGGGAAAUAACAAA